AAAUUAUAAAUCCACAGACUCUGGACUCUGGGCUGACCAGACCCAUCAUCCCCACAUAGCAUAGCAGGACUAAGGGAAGUUACAGUUUAGCUCAAAUCAGUUCCUUACAGUUUUUUUAUUCAGCCUAUCCAACACAAAAAUGUAUCUCAUUCUGUUAUGGGUAUUGAUACUACCAGUAACAGCAUUUGCAUUUCAUAUGGAGCUAAAACCAAAGAGUGGACUUUUGAAAGUUGGUGAUAGGCAUGAGCUGCAAUGCUCGGUGAAGGAUUGCAAUGAAAAGGUUACCAUCUCCUGGGCUUUGCUGGAGGAUAAGCCAAUGUUUGCGAAAAUAAACACCUCCGGGUCGGAAUCAGUGGCGGUCUUUGACCCUGUGGCGAAAGCACAUGAUGACACACUUCUCUGCAAAGGCAGUUGCGGAGAAUCGACCAAACAACACCGUGCGGUUGUCAAAGUAUACUCAUUUCCAGAGGCCCCUGUCAUAUCAGGCCAUGACCGACUUCUCUUGGGCCAGACCAACACUCUGACAUGUGAGGUGACAGACGCUUAUCCUGCAGAGCACCUGAGGCUUGAGUGGCUGCGAGGAGACAGCAUGCUCCAGACAGAUGCAGAGUCUGUGGUGUCCACCUACACGUUCACACCCACCCCCGAGGACAAAGAGGCGAGCAUCACCUGCAGAGCCACUCACGAUCAGGAGGGUGUGCCUGAUGAUGAGAAGACCAAGGAAACCUCUGUUUCUCUCACAGUGCUUUAUGCACCACAGAUUACGUCAAUAUCUGAGCUGACUGUUGUGAGAGUUGGCUCCAGUCCCACAUUGUUGUGCCAUGCUGAAGGGAACCCCAGACCAGAGAUACAGUGGAAGACCAUUGGUUCGCACGGACAGGCUGUCAUAGUAGGGCAGAGCGAGGAGCUUGUCCUUACAGAGAUGACACUGGUGGAUUCUGGUCAAUAUGAGUGUGUGGCAAGCAACACCAUUGGAAACAUCACAGCCAGCGUGAACGUCAUUGUUGAAGCUCCCCCAACAAACACCUCCAUCAAAGUAAGACCAGCCAGUAAGGUGAAAGAAGGGGAGAACGUGACGGUGUCCUGCCUGUCAGACGGAGCUCCGGUGGGACGGAUGGUGCUGAGGAGGUUCUCUGAGGACCAGGAUGUAGCUCUUCAGUCCAGCAACGGCUCCUCCACCUCCUUCACCCUCUCCUCUGCCCUGCUAGCAGACUCUGCUCUCUACCAGUGCGAGGCCUUCAAUGAGCACGGCAGCCAGAAAGUCAGCACCUUGCUCUCCGUUGAAGCGUAUCCCCUGGAGGUGGAGAUGGUAUCGGGGGUGAUGGCUGAGAUGGGAUCCAAACUGGUGCUCUCCUGCCUGGCUUCGGGCUGUCCCCAGCCAGCCUUCUCCUGGAGGAGCAUGCUGGACAUGCCCGUCCACAGCCGCGCACGCAACCAGGACUCCCUCUCCCAGCUCCACCUGGGCCCACUUGGGCUGGCCCAUGAGCAAGCCUACACCUGCGAGGCCAAGUGUGGCUCUGUCAUCAAGGCCAAGCAAACAGAGGUCAAGGUCUUCUCUUUCCCCUCGGACCCUAUCAUCGAGAACCCUGGACCGUUUCUGGAAGACGGGAAGGCCACCUUAUAUUGUUCUGUAGCCGAUGUCUACCCAGCCAGUCACAUGCAGAUUCAAUGGCUCGAUGGGGAAACUGAGCUACACUCCAGUGUGGGUCAGUACUCCAGUGAGCUCCAGAAUGUGACGUCAACGUUCUCUUUUUCGGUGGAACCAGAGGAUCAGGGGAGACGGAUCACCUGCAGAGUCGGUCUUCAGAUGGACGAAGUCCAUCAAAAUCGGAGAGAGAGGCAGGCGGUGACUGUACUGGAGCUCCACUAUGCCCCCAGGGGAACCACCAUCACAGUGAGUCCAGCCAGUGAGGUGAAGGAAGGGGAGAACGUGACGGUGUCCUGCCUGUCGGACGGCGCUCCAGUGGGAUGGAUGGUGCUAAGGAGACUCUCUGAGGACCAGGAUGUAAAGCUCCAGACCCACAACGGCUCCUCCACCUCCUUCACCCUCUCCUCUGCCCUGCUAGCAGACUCUGCUCUCUACCAGUGUGAGGCCUUCAAUGAGCACGGCAGCCAGAGAGCCAGCACACACGUUACAGUCAAAGCACCUCCUAGGAAUACAACAGUUCUGGUCUAUCCGUCCACUGAGGUUCAGGAAGGCCAAAAUGUCACCGUAUGCUGUCGCUCUGUUAGUUUCCCCCCACCUGUUGUGGUUUUGAGAAAACUGAACAAUGGCACAGAGCUCUACUCCCUGGAUGGGAACUUCCUGCUGGUGAACCUUACGCCCAACGAUACAGGUCUAUACCAGGUGAAUGUGACCAAUGACCUGGGCUACGAGACUAAGAUCUUCAGCAUUAACGUCAUGGAGAAGCAUUCCAGUCCUUCACCCGACUGGAACCAGAUAGUCAUUCCUGCUGUCUGCGUGGGAAUGAUGGUGACCACCACAGUCCUAGUCCUGGACAAUCUUAGGAGAGCCAGGAGGAAGGGCUCCUAUGAGCUGGCCAAGUGUAAGCCCGGCACUGCAUAGACUAGAGGAGUCUAAAACCUGUGGCCCGGGAGCCAGAUUGCAGCCACCACUUGUGCUACCAACAUGAACAUGUACUGUCUAAAAAUGGUUCUUCAGGCAAAAUGACUUUGACACUCCUGGUGUAAAGACAUACCAAGGGACAGACUCACCUGGAGUGAACCCCUUGCCUGAGAGGGUACAGACGAGAGGCUUGCCCAUUGUCCCGUGUCCAGGCCUUUGGCCGUGUCUAGUCUUGACAGUUCAUGCAGCUUUGGUAUUCUGAUCAUAGAGUUCUGAUCAUGGAAUUCCGAACGUGUCAUGCGUCUGCACCUACAUUUAAAUGUGUCUACUGUGUCCCCAUUGUGUCCACAGAUACCCUUUUCCCGCGCUAUAUUUAAAUGCAAAUAUGCAUUCUACAAACGGUGGAAUAGGCUAAAUAUGGUAAUAACAGAAUAAGUGAUGGCAGUAGCUAAGUACUCUAGCUAACUAGCCAGCUAACCUCUGUAGCUAGACAGCAAGCUAACAAGUAAUGCUAAAGGGAUUGCAAAUGGGUUACCAUAUCUCUAGUCAAACAAAAAAUACUUUUUCUAAAUAUUAGGUAGUUGGCUAGCAUUUUUGAGGCCAGCAAACACGUUCCUCACACGCUAGGAAUGUAUUUCCUACAACGUUAUAAUGAAAAGGUGCCUCUCGAUCUGAACACAAUCAGACCACAAAGCAACUUUUGUGCGUCUCGACCCGUCUUUUCAAUGCGAUCUUCGUAUUCUGAUAGCAGAAGUCGCAUGUAAGUGUCAAGUGUAGACACGGCCUCAGUCAAAGGACAGGGGACAAGGCCUUAUGACCUUUGGAAGUUACUAGAACAGGGUAAGAAAUAGAGACGCACCUUUGUGGUUGGAUGUGGGGUCUUCUGGAUAUGUGUGUAUGUGUCAACCAUUGACUUAGUGUGUAUGUUUGUGUUUUACGGUGUAUAUCCGUUGGGCCUUAGGUUCCCAUUUCUAUAGAAACCUACGCAAAAAAUCUGUAAUACAUGUAAUAAUCGAACUGCAUCUCAUUGUAAUUUGCUCCUUUAUAAUUUCUUGGCAGCUUUCAUUUAAACCCAUUGAUGUCUAAGUGUCACAACAGUAGGAUGAAUGCAAUAUGUUACGUUUCUUCAAACUAAAUCAUACAAUGAAAUUAGCAGUGAUAAGAACUUGAACUUAAAAAAAGUGAAUACAAUGUAUUGAAAUUGUAUAUAUGACCUUUGAACUAUAUCAGUAUGAUGUGUGUCAGAAACGACACAAUGGUUUCCCAAGGAAAGCAAUAGACAGUGUUGUGGUAAUGUAAUACAAUAUGAAAGCAACACGUAUUUGCCUCGUUGUUUGGACUGUUAUUUAGGUCACUAAUGUGGGCUACCCUUAUUAGAAGUGUUUGUAUGUGUGGAGAGGUUGCAAUGUGUGUGGGGUAUUUUUGUUCCCCACCAUUUACUUAAUUUUUGUGGGAUAUGAGAGCUGGUUUGGUACGUGUUUAAAAAGCUGUUUUAUAAAAAUAUCAAAGCCUGUAUAUAACUUUAUUUGUUUUGUUUAUGACUGUUCGUAAUCACUAUUGAAGCGGUGAAAAGUUUUCCCCUAUUUUCUGUGAAUUGUGUUUGAAUUGUAAGUUCGUUUCAUUAUUAAUAAAUAUUUAUUUCCAUAACUAAAA
This is a messenger RNA of Salvelinus sp. IW2-2015, 4219 nucleotides long. RefSeq names its product vascular cell adhesion protein 1. Gene Ontology annotation, molecular function: integrin binding. Gene Ontology annotation, biological process: cell-cell adhesion. Gene Ontology annotation, cellular component: plasma membrane. The record is from RefSeq and is a predicted model, not a curated record. Lineage: Eukaryota; Metazoa; Chordata; Actinopteri; Salmoniformes; Salmonidae.